Plasmodium inui San Antonio 1 is the source of this 1587-nucleotide messenger RNA. RefSeq lists its product as hypothetical. Gene Ontology annotation, cellular component: cytoplasm. The record is from RefSeq and is a predicted model, not a curated record. Lineage: Eukaryota; Apicomplexa; Aconoidasida; Haemosporida; Plasmodiidae. Gene Ontology annotation, molecular function: GTPase activator activity. The transcript is spliced from 5 exons. Gene Ontology annotation, biological process: small GTPase-mediated signal transduction. Bases 1 to 1587 code for a protein of 528 amino acids.
AUGCUGGACUCGGAUACCGAACUACCGCAAGAAAUUCUGGUGGAAUACGAAAAAUUGUUGAAAAAGUCAUACACGGAAAAUUUUGACGAAUUGUAUAAGACCGACUUGCUAAAGGUAAUUGGGAAGGAUGGAUACGGUUCACACAUCGUUUUGUUGAUUCCGUGUUUUAUCGUUUCGUCCGGUUCAGACCCUGAGAAGACACUGAGAUACGCCAUCUUGACGUUGGACCCAAUCGUGAAGGAGAACUACGUGCUGGUUCUGUGCGAAACGCAUACAAGUUGGCUGACUGACGCGGUUUACGCGUACGCAAAGCAGUGGUACGACACGCUUCCGAGGAAAUACAAAAAGAACCUGAAAAAACUGUACUUGGUGCACAGCGGAUUCAUGUCCAAAACGUUGCUAACCAUUGUAACUCCAUUCGUAUCAGCCAAAUUCUGGAAGAAAGUAGAAUACAUAGAAAAGUUAGAGGAUCUAUUUUUAAAAUUAAAUAUAGAUCCAACAUAUUAUUUGAGAUGCUUUCCAUACAUAGUUCAGAGAAAUGAAGAAGUGCUAUUAGGAGGAAAAACAGUUUCCGUUUUUGGAGCAGACUUAGAAAUUUUAUGUCAACGAUUUGGAAAAACCUACAUGGAAUAUAAACACAUCCCUUCCAUCAUUGUGGAUUUCUUAACCCAUUUACUGAAGCCUGAAAUUGUUAAUACGAAAGAUCUGUUCUACUUACAGGCAGAUGCAAAUACAUUGUAUGGAAUAAUUGGAGACAUAGAAUAUGGAGAACCGACAACAGAUUUUAACAACAUUCCUUCCCUAGUCUGUUCAUUCAAGCUUUUUUUAGAUACACAGAGACAUGGGUUGCUGGGUAGAGAUGCCUUCACGAAGUUGUACCAUUUAAAAACCGUUUCAGCAUCGGAUAAGGCGAUUAGAAGUGUUUUAUUUAAACUGUAUGAUAAGCUUGAGCCGGGUGCUAAGGAUUGUCUAAUCUGUCUUUUGAAAUUUUUUAAAACCGUCUCAAAGUAUUCAAGUGAGAAUAACAUGACGGUGGAAACCCUGGCUAAGAUUUUUGCUCCCACGUUUUUCAGACCCAGUGUUCCGAACGCCGUUUUUUCGCAGUGCAUUCCUUUGGCGAAUAGGUGCCUGCAGAUGAUAAUUGAGGCCCCCGACAUUUUGACGAACCCGAAUAAAUACGACGCAGAAAGUGACAGCUCAGACGAGAGCGAGUCAGAUGACAGCAAGGAGAAGGAGUCCAAAUCGGAGAGCUCAAGUGAGGAGGCCAGCAGCGAGUCACAAGGAAGCAAAGGGAAUAAGGGGCAGUCCAGCGAUUCGGCGGAGCUUGCCCAGCAUGGAUCGAAGUCCUCGGAAAGGGGAGGCCCAAAUAAGAAGGACACUCCACAAAAAGACGCCUUGAAAAGGGGUGAAUCGAAGAAGAAAUCGGACGAACAGACCGAGGAGGAAUCGGAGUCUGAGGAAGAGUCUGAGGAGGAGUCCGAAGAGGAAUCCGAGGAAGUGACAGAGGAAGCUACGGAGGAAGAAUCAGGUUCAGUGGAAGACACCAGGAAGGUUAAUUUUAAAAGGGAGGAAGGAAAGGCGGAGUAA